AUGCCAACAAUUUUACUUCCUUCUUCUGCUGCUGCCUUUGCGCCGCGGUCAUCGCCCAAUGUGGUCCUGACUCGAAAGGUUGCGCCGUGGUUGACGGCGACGUUGAAGCGAGUCAACCGGGUCAAGCGCCCGCUCAACAAUGUCACUCAGCACACUCGGUGUUUAACCGAGACUCUGUCAUCCAGCAAUGCGAUAUGGACCCUUUGCUCGAUGAUGUUUACUAAGGCGCCUGAAGCAGAGCUACGGAAGGACGAGAAUCCGCUCGUGGAGGGCCUGUUUAACUACCAGAUGAUCCACAUCGAGGCUUAUGUCGUACAUGUUGACAUGGUUUCGCGUAACGAGGUGGCUUUCAAAUUGACCCCGGAGACUAUCGAGUCCCUAGUGGACUUUCAUAAAGAUAUCUAUUCGGUUGAUGCCGCUGCGAACACGUGGGACUGGUCAGGCAAGCAGGCCCAGCUGAAGAAGUUGCAGGAAGAGUUCGUCCAAGCCGCCAACAAGUUCGUCUAUCGGACCGAUGCCGAAGCCCUGGAGGGACUCGAGGAGGAUGGAGCCGGAGAGUUACUCUGCGGCCGGAGCGAGGAGGCCAAAACAGCGAUCUCGAGUCUUUUCGUGCCGCUGUUGCCUCCGCCGCCACGGGUGGUGGACGUUCUGCGCCCAGUACCUCUCCUGCCCAGCUCGACGGGCCCUGAAACCUGGUGGCAUACCCCGAUGCCUCCCUCCGCCCCAAUGGAGUGGAAAGUACUGCCACCCAGCCCAUCCCCGCCUAGCACGGGUGAUUCUAAUCCGAAUCUGUGGGCCAGUCUCGCUUUCACUGAAGGCCAACUGCCAUCGCCGACCCCCUCCUAUAGCCAACCCUUUACCACCGCGGCUUACCCGACGUACGACAUCAGUAUGGCAGCGACCUCGGCAUCUCUCGCGACCCUCCCGCUCCCCAGCAUGCUUGUGCAACCGUGCGGCACGGUUGCCAAUAUGGCUGGCUUCGGUGGCUGGGGUGACUUUGCCCCCUUGCCCUACGGCACGACGAUAUAG
Penicillium daleae is the source of this 1029-nucleotide messenger RNA. RefSeq lists its product as uncharacterized. Lineage: Eukaryota; Fungi; Ascomycota; Eurotiomycetes; Eurotiales; Aspergillaceae. The record is from RefSeq and is a predicted model, not a curated record. The transcript has a single exon. Bases 1 to 1029 code for a protein of 342 amino acids.